Molecule: messenger RNA, 861 nt
Organism: Cucurbita pepo subsp. pepo (vegetable marrow)
Lineage: Eukaryota; Viridiplantae; Streptophyta; Magnoliopsida; Cucurbitales; Cucurbitaceae
Product: putative ubiquitin-conjugating enzyme E2 16
Source: RefSeq, a predicted model, not a curated record
GGGGAGUGGCGUUAUAAGGCGUGGCCGGUCCACUUUGUCCCUUUCGUCAACAUCAUCGUCACAUUUCGCAUUAACUCUUUUCCUCCCCUUCUCUCUGCCAUUGCGGAGCCAAACCCAAGCAUGACCAGCUCCUCCGACUCCGCUCGUAAGGCUUUGAGUAAGAUUGCUUGCAAUCGGCUUCAGAAGGAACUGGUCGAGUGGCAGGUUAACCCUCCCGCUGGUUUUAAACACAAGGUUACCGAUAAUCUCCAGAGAUGGGUGAUUGAAGUCAACGGAGCUCCGGGAACUCUCUAUGCAAAUGAAACCUACCAGCUUCAGGUGGACUUCCCUGAGCAUUACCCAAUGGAAGCCCCACAGGUUAUAUUUCUGCAUCCAGCCCCUCUUCAUCCUCAUAUCUAUAGCAAUGGUCACAUUUGUCUAGAUAUUUUAUAUGAUUCAUGGUCGCCUGCAAUGACUGUAAGUUCUAUCUGUAUCAGCAUUCUCUCCAUGUUGUCGAGCUCGACAGCAAAGCAACGCCCUGACGAUAACGACCGUUAUGUAAAGAAUUGUAGGAAUGGAAGAUCCCCAAAAGAGACGAGGUGGUGGUUCCAUGACGAUAAGGUGUAACAACGUAAGAUCUUCCAUUGUUAUGCCUGUGGCUUCCCUUGUUUGUAAGGUGAAAGAAGUAGAAAGUGAUUAUGGAAAAAGAAAACCAAGUAAAGUGGUAAGGCCUGGCAUUUGUAAAGGAAGAUCAAUUUAUGUUUCUUACUAAUGUCUAAAGAACAACUUCUCUUGUCCUUUCUUGGGGGUGGGUUAUCCUUCCUGGAUGAGAACCUCUUCUUAACAAAUUUAUAAAUCAUCAGUAAUGCCUCCUUCCUAUUA